AUGCGAGAGUGGACCAUCUGCCCAGCUCCCAAUCUCUUUGCCCCAGGAGCUGCUUUUCAAGCCCAAUGGCCAGAAGGCUUUGCCCGAAAGGUCUGGUGCCAGCGCCGUGGGGCCCACCUCCUCCCCUCGUGGGACCAGCAAGCCAAGGAGGCCCUCCAGAGCCAGAUGGGAGAUGGGACCAAGAGCUGGAUUGGGCCCAGUGCGCAGGUGCCCCGGGAACAGGAACAGCACCACACAGCUGGGACCUCCACGGCCACUAAGUGCCAGGCCCUUGUCCAGGUUGGGGACCAGUUCUGGGCCAGAAGGAUGGGCUGUUUGCACAAGCUCUUCUUCAUCUGCCAGGCUGGACCUCACAGGGCCCAACGGGAAGCAGCCAUCUCCCAGCAAAGGCGUUCGACCUGCCAGCGGCUCAUCUGCAGACAGAGACCCCCGUGGAGGAGAACCACACCCAAGGCCCCUAGCCUCACCAUGGGGCCAGGGAGCCCUCCUCAGAGCCCACAGCCCACCACCCAGACUCUCUCUGCAGCAAGGAAGGAGCUCAGCACCGCCCAGAACAAAAUCACCAUCCAAAGGCCAGAUCCAGGCCCCAACCAGCCCUCAGAGAGGGAUCCUUCCCCAGGAGGAGCCACUAGGACCCCCUUGGAAAGGACAGAAAGCCUGGGGACUGGGACUUUCCCUUUCACCCCCCUGCAAGACCUCUCCCCAGAGGCCCAGGUGCAGGUCCUGGAGAGACUGCUGGACCAGUUCAGCCAGUUAGCAGCAGGGCCACUAGGGCCAAACCCAGAGGGAGAAGCUCAGAGGCUGCAGAGUCUGACCAGCUCCCCUGCUCUUCUCUCCGGGAGUGCCCAGGCAUCUGCCAGCCGCAGCCUCCUGGCUCUCAGCACCCACCUCCUGAAGAGUGAGAGGGACCCUCCUGCCACUGACACAGACACCGCUGCUGCCACCAGUGAUGCCUGGCAGGAUCUCUUCCAGACCCUUGGAAACCUCCUCCAGGCCAUGGACCUCUCCAGUGGGGGCCAGAGAGAGGAGGAAGUGGUGGCCCUGGAAGAGAUGCUGGCCUCGCUGCCCCUCAUCCAGAGGGGGCUCCUGCUGGACCAGCCCCCAGCGACAACAACAACAGUGGUCUCUCCAGUGCUCAGCACCACCCUCAGCAGCUGCACAGCAGCCUCCCUGCCCCACAGCUCCUUCCAUGUUCCCCAGCCGAGGCCCCUGACAGUCACCUUCCCCUCCGGCCCAGCAUUGGAGCUCCUGCUGGGGCAGCACAGCCGCAUCCAGGUCCAGGUGGCCUCCUUUUCCCUCAACCCCUUCAAGCAUCUGGACAGGAGGCCAAUCGGAAGUAUAGCCAGUGUGGCUCUGGCAGCCGAGGAGGGGAAGGAAGAAGGGCUCCUCCAUGUCCAGGGCCUGGCAGAGGAAAUUGAGGUGGGGUGCUGCAGUGGAGUGGGCCAUGGGGGAGCCCUCCUUGGCUCAUCAUGGGAACCGGGGAGGUGGAUUGAGCUGGGCGGAGAGGCAGGUGGCAAAGAAGCCUCCGCCGUGAGCAGUGUGACUGGGUUGGGCACUGAGAACUUCAGCCUGGCAGUAAACGUCACGUCACUGGAGGAUGCCCUUCUGGUCUCCAUGAGAGCCAGCUCCCCGCUGCGGAUCAUCCUGUGCCUCCUGGGCUUCCCUCCCUCCAGCAAGGGCAGCAGUGGCUGUCUCCUGAACACCACCGUCCUCGAGGCCCAGAAGGAAGAGGGUGCCUCUGUGUGGGUCAUCCCCCCCGAAAGCCUCCAUCAUGGCCUGGGCACCUACUUCAUCUCUGGAGAGGUUGCCCCUGCUUUGAAUGGCACUUGGAACCUCUCAGUGUGCAUCUACAGCACUGGGUGCUAUUACUGGGCCAGCCAGGACCAGGCCUGGAGAACCGAUGGAUGCCGGGUGGGCCCUCAGAGCACCUUGCUCAGUACCCAGUGCCUGUGCCGCCACCUGAGUUUCUUUGGGCGCCUCUUUCUAGUCCUGCCCCAUGCGAUUGACCUCCAGCACACAGGUCUUCUGAGCAGAGUGGGCCAGAACCCAGCUGGAGUGGCCCUCCUCAGCGUCCUCUUGCUGGGCUAUGCAGCUGCCUUCCUCUGGGUGCGCAGGAGGCAGAGGGAUGACAUCAGGAGGGUGAGAGUCACGGUCCUGGCAGACAACGAUCCCAGUGCCUGCUUCCUCUACCUGGUCCAAGUCUUCACAGGCUAUCGCCGAGGGGCAGGAACCUCUGCCCAGGCCAUCCUGACACUCUAUGGGGCAGAGGGACGGAGCCGCCCCCACGUGCUGCGGCACCCAGGGGCCCUUGGGGGCUUUGAGCGUGGUGGGAUGGAUGCCUUCCUCCUGGCUGCUCAGAGGCCUCUGGGAGACCUCCAUGCUGUGCGACUUUGGCACAAUGAGGCUGGACCCAAUCCCAGCUGGUUUGUGCAGCGGCUGGUUGUCCAAGACCUGAGUGCGAGAAAGAGAUGGCUCUUCCUGUGCAACUGCUGGCUGGCAUCUGACAUGGACGAUGGGCAAGUGGACAAGGUCUUUGUGGCUGCCUCACAGGAGGAGCUCCUGUCCUUCUGGCACCUCUUCUGGGCUGGGCUGGUGAGGAAGCUGACGCAGGAGCACCUCUGGCUCUCAGUCCUGACCUGCUCAGCCUGGAGCCCCUUCACCCGGAUCCAGCGCCUCUCCUGCUGCCUGACCCUCCUCCUCUGCUCCAUGCUCAUCAACAUCAUGUUCUGGAAGGAGGCCCCGGAGCAUGGGAGCGACCCAGAGGCAGGGCCCUUCGUGGUGACGUGGCGGGAGCUGGUGGUCAGUAUGCAAGCUGCCGUCCUCAUGCUGCCGGUGCACCUGCUGGUUGUCCGUGUCUUCCAGUUGGUCCAGUCUCCCCCUGGGGCCCCACUCGUGCCGCCUCCGGCCAGCACUGAGAUCCUGCACCCACCGCCGCCUUCCUCACAGGCCACCCCGCUCACACACCUCCAGGAGGAGCUGAUGAAGACGCUGGGCUUCCUCUACAAGAAUGUCCUCUGGCAGCGCAGGGAGGCGGACGGCUUCCCGGGGGCUCUGCAGCAGGUGCCCGAACUGGUGGGCAGCCUCUGUGGCCUCAUCCGGUCCCAUCUCCUCCAAGGCCUGGAAGACCCAGGAGCUCCCCCUCAGGAAAGGUCCCGCUGCCUCCACAGCUACUUAUGCCGUGUGGUGAAGGAUCUGGAGGCCCAGCUUCGUGGCCUGGACUGGAGCAGCCUUCCCAAGCCCUAUGACCAUCUCCAUGCUGGGGAUCAGCUGCGGCAGCUCUGGAAGCACCUGGAGUGCCACCUGCCCCCGAUUGCACCCGCUGCCCCCGAGGGGCCCAGCCCUCUUGGGCACUGCUGCUGCUGCUGCUUCAUGAGGCCCAGUGGCUGGCAAGGCAGCCCCACAGCUGAAACGCUAGUCCAAGAAAAGACUCCAGGGCGGCCCUCCUGGCGCCUGCCUGGCCGGUUUUCCUUCGUCUGCUGGCUCUUGGUGGGUGUCCUCAACCUGGUGGCAGCCUUCUUCACAAUCCUCUACACUCUCCAGAUGAACCGGGAACAGGCUAGUGGCUGGGCUGUCUCCAUCCUGCUGUCGGUGCUGCAGAGCGUCUUCCUCAUACAGCCGCUCAAGGUCCUGGUCCUGACUCUCCUUUUCUCACUGAUGCGCAUGAAGCAAUUGUGGCAGAAUGAGGGGCAGGAGCAGCAGCUUCACCGGGUGCUGAGUACCCUCCUUUCAGAAAGGCAGCAUUGCCCUGAAAGUCCAAGCCCCCAGCGCUGUGCUGAUCCCCUGCCCAGGCCUCCGGCCCUCAAGCCCAUGGCAAGGGCCACAGAGCGGGCCCUGAAGGAGAAGAGGUUGCACUCUUUGCUACGAGAGAUUGCAGGGCAGCUUGUUUUCCUGGCCGUCCUGAUGGUGCUCUGCUACAUUGAGAGGAGCCCCAACGAGUUCUACCUGAGCGCUGCCCUCCAGAGGAGGCUCACAGCCCAGAUGGACGAUGUUCGGGUUGCCAGGCAGUUCUAUGCCUGGGCCAGGGGGACUUUACUGCCCGCUGUCUAUGGCGAUGCUGCCCACAGCAAGCGGGGAGGCCAUGGGGCAGACUGCGGCAGAUCCGGGUGGAGGAGUGCCCCCCCCAAGUCUUGGCUGCCCCUCCAUCUGCGCCAGGAGCCCUGGGCCACCAAGAAAGGGCAGGAGAGGGAAAGCCCUGUUGCUGCCAACUGGGGACUGCCUGGCAGGGUUGGGAAGGCUCAAGAGACAGGCGCCUGGGUCUACCAGCCUGAGAGCACCCUGCAGGAGUACCCCAUCUGGGGCAGGUUUGCUCUCUACCCAGGAAGCGGUUACCUCGCCAACCUUGGCACUAACGCAAGCCACGCCAAGAGGGUCCUCCGACAUCUGGCGCGACAUCACUGGCUUGACAGGGGGACACGCGCUGUCUUUGUGGAGAUGGUGGUCUACAAUGCGAAUGUCAACCUCUUCUGCGCAGUCACACUGAUCCUGGAGGGCGACGGGAUUGGGGCCCUACAGGGCAAAGCGAAUCUGUGGGUCCUUCGCCUCCACGCCAGUGGCCACACUCUCGUCCAUGUGGUCUGUGCCCGGGCUGCCUUCCUCCUUCUCCUCCUGGGCCAUGCCCUGGUGCAGGGCAAUCGGCUGGUGCGGCAGAAGUGGCACUACUUUGGCAGCAAGAAGAACCUGCUGGACGCAAGCGCCCUCUUCAUCGGCCUGGCUGCCUUCGGGCUCCACAUCAAGAGGAACCUCCUGGCUCAACGGAUCCUGGCGCAGCAUCACCAAGACCGCCACCAGUUCCUCAGCCUCUAUGAGGUGGCCGAGAUGGAUGCAACGGUCACCCACCUGAUUGCCUUUCUGGUGGCCCUGGCCACUGUCAAACUGUGGAACCUUCUGCGCCUCAACCCCCGGAUGCAGCUCAUCACACAGACGCUUCAGGCCGCCUGGGAGGACCUCCUGGGCUUCCUUCUCAUGCAGCUGGUGCUCCUGGCAGGUUACAGCAUAGCGUGCAACCUCUUGUUUGGCUGGAGCAUCUCAGACUACAAGACCUUCUUGGGCUCAGCUGUGACCAUCGUGGGCCUUCUGAUCGGGAUCUUCAAUUAUGAAGAGGUCAUUGCUUUGGACCCUGUGCUGGGCUCCAUCCUGAUUGCCACCAGCAUUUUCUCCAUGGUCUUUGUCAUCAUCAACCUCUUCGUCUCUGUUCUCCUGACAGUCUUUGAGCAGGAAAUGAAGGCUGCCAAGGCCAGUAAAGAAGAAUCGAUGCUGGAGCUGAUUCAGUUCAAGUUCUCACUCCUCUUUGGCAUCAAGCAACAGGUUCCACUGGCUGCAGCUGCUGCCCCAAAGGAAACCCAAGACUGAAGUAGCUGCCUGUCCCACCCACGCAGAUUGUGGAUGGGCACCAACUGCAAUCCAUGAGGCAGCUGAAACCCACCUGGACUGGCAGGGAGACCUGCAGGAUUUCCUGUAAGGCUCUGUCUUUGGGGCAGAAGCACCUCCUUCCCUCCGCU
Molecule: messenger RNA, 5498 nt
Organism: Sceloporus undulatus (fence lizard)
Lineage: Eukaryota; Metazoa; Chordata; Lepidosauria; Squamata; Phrynosomatidae
Product: polycystic kidney disease protein 1-like 3
Exons: 33
Coding region: 1-5349 (1782 amino acids)
Biological process (GO): detection of mechanical stimulus
Cellular component (GO): membrane
Molecular function (GO): calcium ion binding; calcium channel activity; protein binding
Source: RefSeq, a predicted model, not a curated record